Molecule: messenger RNA, 1726 nt
Organism: Truncatella angustata
Lineage: Eukaryota; Fungi; Ascomycota; Sordariomycetes; Amphisphaeriales; Sporocadaceae
Exons: 1
Coding region: 37-1506 (489 amino acids)
Source: RefSeq, a predicted model, not a curated record
CUUUUCCAUACAAUUGAGACAUAUUGUUUUUACAGGAUGUCAAAAACCUUCUUGGACUAUUUGACACAACCCAAUCCUGAGCCAAAAGUGCACAAACAGGGGAAAGGGUAUAGCACAGCGACCCAGGCAGACUAUGGCCCCGACAGAUAUGACAUAUGGGAAGACAUCACGUGGGACAACUUGAAGGCCACGUUUGAACAUAUCCUAGAGAAGCCACUGGGUAAACCCUUUGUUCGUAGCGCAAAGGACAUACCUCUAGAAAAACUGGAUAUUUUUGAAGAAGAUUCCGUUACGCAACUAGCCGUUGCAUGGAAUGAACCGGUACUGCGCCACGUUUUUGAAGGGACCUAUAAAGCCAUAUGCGAAGAAAUUCCCCAGGAAGCUUUUCGCCGAGGAAUAAUAUGUCUCGAGAAGAACACAGGCCGGGGACACGUCAAAGGCGUGAAUGGCAAAAACCAGAUGCCAGACUGGUGCGCCUAUCAAAGGAAGCCUGGGCAGGGUCCAUACUUCCCUAACAUUGUUCCUGGGGAUUCCAAGCCUGCAGGUAAAUGGAAAUCAGAAUGGAUAGAUUCCAAGACACACAGCUUGAGAAGAAAAGCCCACCACGUGAUGGUCCAGAUAACCAAGUACAUGUGGGAAGCAAGGACACGGUAUGGGUUUAUCCUAAGCGAGGAAGAGCUAGUCCUUGUGAGGCUUUCUGCGUAUCCGAGGGAAGACCAGUUCGUGCAAACCCGUAAUGAAGGGGUGAAGCAAAGAGGCCAGAUUUUAGGUUCAGACCGAUUUUUCCAGAAUGAGGACGGGGAUGGCGAUGACGAUGAUACUGAUGAGGCGGAUGGGUGGUCCAAUCCACCAUCCAAUGCAUCAUAUGCGGGAGAUACCCGAAAGACUGGUUUGCAGGUUGAGUACUCUUGCAUUCCCUGGGUAGCGAGUGGUCACGAUGUCCUCACCAUGAAUCUUGCAUUGUGGUGGCUCCCCAUACUUGCAGUGCAAGAAAACUCCAUCAAACAAUCAGGAACUUACACAUCGUUGGGAGAAAUUAUACGUGGAACAAGUCCCGUAUUUGAACUAGAGCAGACGGAACGAGAUAUGCAGGACAGGUUCUACGGCGAAGAAGGACACCGGCACAAACGCAAGGUACAUGAAGAGGAAGAAGGCAACGAUGAUAUUGCAUCUCCUGUUCCUCCAAGCACGGACAAAAGAAGGCGCCCAAGUCUGAGAAGUAGAUCCUCCUUGCGCGUUAAGCAAGGGAGCGAUAAGAUUACAUCUCCUAUCUCUCCAACCAAGGACAGAAGAAGGCACCCGAAUCGCAGGGAUAGAUCCUCUACACGAGCCCACCCGUCAGUGACAAAUUUAACAUCUCAAGAUCAAUUGUCAAGAUCCGCCAGGUCAAGUCCCCAUAUAUUCCAGCAAUCAAAGAAGAGACGUGGACCAACCACGGAAGAAUUGGAACAUGAGAGGCCACCAGGUGAUGAAAAAUAUUUUACGUCGUUUCAGUCGAAUGUAUAGGCCCGGCGGUACUAACUUAGGUAAUCGUGGAGACAGCCGGAGUCCAUAAAGCUUUCAUAGACUCUGAUGGUUUCAAUUCCGUCAAACCGACUACGAGAAAAACCGUAGCUCAUUUGGUCCUGCUUUGUUGGUUGAAAAUAUGCUGGAUUUGUUGUGGAUGAAUGCUUAGGCUUUAAUAUGUAACCGUUUUUAUUUUAUAUGGAGCUUUUCAUACUAAUGG